AUGCUUGGAGAAGAAAAGCUUGACGAUAUGAAACUGGAGGCCAAUGCAGGUGGUGAUGGACGAUCUCAGCCCCGCGUCUACACCCUGCUCAGCCAGAUCCCCGCCGGCCGGAUAACGUCGUAUGCCAGCCUGGCGCGCGCCCUCCAGACCUCGCCGCGCGCCAUCGGUGGCGCCUUACGCAACAACCCUUUCGCACCCGAGGUCCCCUGCCACCGUGUCAUCGCCGCCAACGGCUUCGUCGGCGGGUUCAUGGGCGACUGGGAGAAGGCGCCCAGCGGCAUCAAUCAGGGUAAGAAGUUGGAGCUGUUGAGGGGGGAAGGGGUGGAGUUUAAUGUGGAGGGGAGGUUGGUGGAUAGGCGGAAGUGGUGGGAUGGACCUUGGAAAGUGUAG
Endocarpon pusillum Z07020 is the source of this 390-nucleotide messenger RNA. RefSeq lists its product as uncharacterized. Gene Ontology annotation, biological process: DNA repair. NCBI's taxonomy places the organism in Eukaryota, Fungi, Ascomycota, Eurotiomycetes, Verrucariales, Verrucariaceae. The coding region runs from base 1 to 390 and encodes 129 amino acids. Gene Ontology annotation, molecular function: methylated-DNA-[protein]-cysteine S-methyltransferase activity. The record is from RefSeq and is a predicted model, not a curated record. The transcript is spliced from 2 exons.